AUGGGGGUACCUGUAAGAACAUUGGCUGCCGUUUCGGUGGCAUGGCUUGUCCUCUUCGAAGUCGCUCUCGUCACCGUUGAUGCGAAUUUCGAUUACAAAGACGCUCUCACCAAGUCCCUCAUAUUCCUGGAGGCUCAGAGGUCCGGAAAGCUCCCUCCAAAUCACAGGCCCUCUUGGAGAGGAGAUUCUGCACUUGAUGAUGGAAAAGAGGCAAAUGUGGACCUUGUUGGAGGGUAUUACGAUGCCGGUGACAACAUAAAAUUCGGACUGCCCAUGGCAUUUACAGUCACCACCCUGUCUUGGGCUGCUAUAUUUUAUCAGAAAGAGCUUCAAGCGGCCGGGGAAUUGGAGAAUGUUCGCUCCGCCAUCAAAUGGGGCACCGAUUAUUUUCUCAAGGCCACUUCUAGGAAAAAUCGUUUGUAUGUGCAGGUUGGAGACCCAGUGCUGGAUCACGAUUGUUGGAUCAGACCAGAAAAUAUGAAAACUCCUAGGACAGUCCUGCAAAUCGACGGGAGCACUCCUGGAACAGAAAUCGCUGCUGAGACUGCGGCUGCGAUGGCUGCUUCUUCCAUAGUCUUUAGACGCUUGGACCGUACCUACGCUCGCCGCCUCCUCAAUAAAGCCAAACUGCUGUUCCAAUUUGCCAAGUCUCACAAAGGAAGCUUCGAUGGAGAAUGCCCCUUCUACUGCUCAUUCUCUGGCUACAAUGAUGAGCUGCUGUGGGCGGCAUCUUGGCUGUACAUGGCCACGAGGAGAAGUGUGUACCUCAACUACAUCAAAGAAGAGUCAAUCCCUGCCAGUGUCAAUGAAUUCAGCUGGGACCUCAAAUAUGCAGGUGCCCAGGUUCUUCUCUCAGAGCUGUACUUCCAAGGAGACCAGGACUUAGAGAACUUCAAAAACGAAGCUGACAGCUUUGUUUGCUCAAUUCUUCCCGAUAGCCCCUACCACCAGGUUUUCAUCACCCCAGGGGGCAUGCUGUACUUGAGGAGUGGGGCAAACACACAGUACGUGACCGGAACGGCUUUCUUGUUCGAUGUCUAUGCCGAAACGUUGGCCAAACACAACCAGAAGGUCGUCUGCGGCGACAAGCAGUUCGACUCCUCGCACCUCCAGGCUUUCGCCAAGCAACAGAUGGAUUACCUACUAGGGAACAACCCGCAAGGAAGAUCAUACAUGGUCGGCUUCGGCAACAAGCCCCCGACCCAGGCCCAUCACCGGGGCGCGUCCGUGCCCAAGCUGGCCCCUAACGAGGUGGUGAGCUGCCCCAUGAGCUUCGGGAAGUGGUUCAGACGGGACGUCCCCAACCCCAACGAGCUCACCGGCGCCAUCAUGGGCGGGCCCGACCGCAACGACUUCUUCGAGGACAAGCGCUGGACGUCGUCCAUGACCGAGCCCUGCACCUACGUCAACUCCCUCGCCGUCGGCCCGCUCGCGAAGCUCGCCUCGCGCCAUGCAUGA
Eucalyptus grandis is the source of this 1458-nucleotide messenger RNA. Its product is annotated as endoglucanase 16. The record is from RefSeq and is a predicted model, not a curated record. Gene Ontology annotation, molecular function: hydrolase activity, hydrolyzing O-glycosyl compounds. Gene Ontology annotation, biological process: carbohydrate metabolic process. The transcript is spliced from 8 exons. The coding region runs from base 1 to 1458 and encodes 485 amino acids. Lineage: Eukaryota; Viridiplantae; Streptophyta; Magnoliopsida; Myrtales; Myrtaceae.